AUGCUCGCGCCCUUCUCCCGCCUCGAGGCCACCGUGCCCGCCAACGACAAGCGCCUUGCCCUCGCCUGCCUCAAGCUCGGCCAGCACCUCAAGGAGUCCAGCUCCGCCGACCCAUCCCGUGUCCUCACACUCGCACUGCGAUGCCUGGGAAUCCUCGGGGCCACCCGCCAGCCCCAACGCCUCCACCCCGGCCUUGGCCUCCGCCUCCGUCUCCGUCUGUGA
Molecule: messenger RNA, 222 nt
Organism: Miscanthus lutarioriparius
Lineage: Eukaryota; Viridiplantae; Streptophyta; Magnoliopsida; Poales; Poaceae
Source: the annotation of a GenBank genome assembly